Homo sapiens (human) is the source of this 5535-nucleotide messenger RNA. RefSeq names its product DEAH-box helicase 33 (gene DHX33). Gene Ontology annotation, molecular function: DNA-binding transcription factor binding; ATP hydrolysis activity; ATP binding. The transcript has 12 exons. The coding region runs from base 124 to 2247 and encodes 707 amino acids. The record is from RefSeq and is marked reviewed. Gene Ontology annotation, cellular component: nucleoplasm; nucleolus; cytoplasm. Gene Ontology annotation, biological process: positive regulation of MAPK cascade; positive regulation of type I interferon production; translational initiation. Lineage: Eukaryota; Metazoa; Chordata; Mammalia; Primates; Hominidae.
GGUGGUCGCCGGGAGCCGCCAGCACGUGGCGGCGAGGAAGGGGCGGUGUGCUCCUGUUGUCUGCACCUGAGAGGGGGCAGGAGCUCUCGGCGCUUGCGCCUCCCGCCGCGGUGCCCUCCCGACAUGCCGGAGGAGGCGGGCUUCCCGCCGGCCAAGAGAUUCCGGCCAGGCUCUGGACCUCCGAGCCGCGCUGGGUCCUUCCCUCCCGGGAGGCAAGUGGUGAUGCUGCUGACUGCGGGCAGCGGCGGCAGAGGAGGAGGAGGAGGCCGGAGGCAGCAGCCGCCCCUGGCCCAGCCCUCGGCCAGUCCCUACCCUGAAGCUGUGGAGCUGCAGCGCCGGAGUCUGCCCAUCUUCCAAGCGCGGGGGCAACUGUUGGCCCAGCUCCGAAACCUGGACAACGCGGUCCUCAUCGGGGAAACUGGCUCUGGGAAGACAACUCAGAUCCCUCAGUACCUGUAUGAAGGAGGGAUCAGCCGCCAGGGCAUCAUUGCUGUGACCCAGCCUCGUCGAGUAGCUGCCAUCUCUCUUGCUACUAGAGUCUCAGAUGAGAAGAGAACUGAACUUGGGAAGCUGGUUGGCUAUACAGUGCGCUUUGAUGAUGUCACCUCAGAAGACACCAGGAUCAAGUUUCUGACAGAUGGCAUGCUUCUGCGUGAAGCAAUUUCAGACUCUUUGCUUCGGAAAUACAGCUGUGUCAUUUUGGAUGAAGCUCACGAACGGACUAUCCACACAGAUGUGCUCUUUGGAGUGGUGAAAGCUGCACAGAAGAGGAGAAAGGAACUCGGGAAACUUCCUCUGAAAGUGAUUGUGAUGUCAGCUACGAUGGAUGUGGACCUGUUCUCUCAGUAUUUCAAUGGCGCCCCCGUCCUCUACCUAGAGGGUCGGCAGCAUCCGAUCCAGGUGUUUUACACCAAACAGCCUCAGAAUGAUUACCUGCACGCCGCGCUUGUCUCCGUCUUCCAGAUCCACCAGGAAGCCCCUUCUUCACAGGACAUCCUGGUGUUCCUCACUGGGCAGGAGGAGAUCGAAGCCAUGAGCAAGACGUGCCGAGACAUUGCAAAGCACCUCCCAGACGGCUGCCCUGCGAUGCUGGUCCUUCCUCUGUACGCCUCCCUGCCCUAUGCACAGCAGCUCCGAGUCUUCCAAGGGGCCCCAAAGGGCUAUCGCAAAGUGAUCAUUUCAACCAACAUCGCUGAAACCUCCAUAACCAUUACAGGAAUAAAAUAUGUAGUUGACACGGGCAUGGUUAAAGCAAAGAAGUAUAACCCUGACAGUGGUCUUGAGGUGUUAGCAGUGCAGCGGGUAUCGAAGACGCAGGCUUGGCAGCGCACAGGGAGGGCUGGCAGAGAGGACAGUGGCAUCUGCUACCGGCUCUACACGGAGGACGAGUUUGAGAAGUUUGAUAAGAUGACCGUGCCAGAGAUCCAGAGGUGUAACCUGGCCAGUGUGAUGCUUCAGCUUCUAGCAAUGAAAGUCCCAAAUGUGCUCACCUUUGACUUCAUGUCGAAGCCAUCUCCAGAUCACAUUCAGGCGGCCAUUGCCCAACUGGACCUGUUAGGUGCUCUUGAACAUAAGGAUGACCAGCUUACCCUGACUCCAAUGGGAAGAAAGAUGGCAGCAUUUCCUUUAGAACCCAAAUUUGCCAAAACCAUCCUCAUGUCCCCCAAAUUCCACUGUACAGAGGAGAUCCUGACCAUUGUCUCCCUGCUGUCUGUGGACAGCGUCCUCCACAACCCUCCUUCCCGGCGAGAGGAAGUGCAAGGGGUCCGCAAGAAGUUCAUAUCCAGCGAGGGGGAUCACAUGACCCUGCUCAAUAUCUAUCGGACCUUCAAAAACCUAGGCGGAAAUAAGGAUUGGUGCAAAGAGAAUUUUGUCAACAGCAAGAAUAUGACGCUGGUAGCAGAAGUCAGAGCACAGCUGAGGGACAUCUGCUUAAAGAUGUCAAUGCCAAUCGCAUCAUCCCGAGGAGACGUGGAGAGUGUCCGCCGCUGCCUGGCUCACAGCCUCUUCAUGAGCACCGCCGAGCUUCAGCCAGAUGGCACCUAUGCCACCACGGACACCCACCAGCCAGUGGCCAUCCACCCGUCGUCUGUCCUCUUCCACUGCAAGCCGGCCUGCGUCGUGUACACUGAGCUGCUCUACACCAACAAGUGCUACAUGCGGGACCUCUGCGUCAUAGAUGCACAGUGGCUGUACGAGGCUGCCCCUGAGUACUUUAGGAGGAAGCUGAGAACCGCCAGAAACUGAGCCGCCCCAGGAUGCCGCCAGAAUCACUGGUCCCUGGGAGCUUGGACUACAGUUGUCCUUACAGCAGGCUUCCAGGUUGGCGCUUAGAGAAGCCUUGGAAUCAGCUGAAGGUGCCUGACUUCCAGGAGCGUGAAAGCAUCUUUGCUCAACUCCUGGGACUGAACCAUAUAGACAUGGACAUAUCAUUUGUACCUGGAAACCUCAAAAUUAUGCUUUUGGUUCUUACUGGGUGACUUUGACUUAAUUUAACACCUGAGCCUCAGUUUUCUCAUCUGCCAAAUGGGAGUAAUAAUAAUAAUCCUUAUAAAAUUGGGUUCAUAAAGUUUAGAGAAAAGGAAUGGAAAGUACCCAGAACUAUGCCUGGAGCACGCACGACACACGUACAGUGAGUUGGGAGCCGUUAGGCUGAAUGUUACUGCUUGCCAUAUGAUGUGAAGUACAGCAAUAUCCCAAGUUCUUGUGACUGAGGGAGAUUUUCUGGAAGGGCCACAGGAGGUUGCGGAGCUUGGAUGUUGCCCUUAGUUCUUGUUUAAUGUCUCUCUGAAUGCAGUUUUAAAAUAGAAAACAAAACUGACUUCUGUAGAAGUUUCCAGAGGGAGGUGCUGUUAUCUCGUACCUCCUGGGAUGGCGAUCCCUACUGAACGCUUGUGUCUCAGGGUGGACCACUCUGUGUCUGUCUCCAAGCAGAGACCAGUAAAGGAGCCUCCUGGUCCUCAGUGCGUGACCCUGUCAGUGCUUUCAGGAGACAUGUAAGCUUCCUGGGUGAAGGUUGAUUUGUACCUUCUGAAUCCUGUCACGUGUAGACAUGGGAAACUGACCUAUCAGUGUUUUGUGUGUGUAGGUGACUCCCACAUACACAGUUGCCAUUUUUCUCUCUAACUGGGCACCAGUGAACAUGCGGGCAUGAGGAGUGACUGUGUACCAUUUCAGCUGUUUCUUUUCGGGCAGUCCCCUGGUCAGAGGGGGUGGGGGUGGGGGAGGGGAGAGGGGUACCUAGAACCCAGAGAACAUUGGCUUAUGCCAGAUACCACACCACAUCUGGGCUUACAUUCUUGUAUCUUUUUUGGUGUGUGGGCGGGGGGGGUGGGGGGCAGUUCAGUGAAGUCUAGAAGACCUGCUGGACAAAUUCUAAAAGAGCUAGAGCUGUAACACUUAUUCUUGCAUCUUAUUAAUUUUCUAUGAUAUUUUUUCCUUCUUCGUAGGGACUUGGGACAAUCUGGCUUUGCUGCUUUCUAACUGCUAGGCACCUCUCUCUAACCCUCAUUGUCAGAGGGAAUUGGAGGAUAUCCACAGUCUGUUCCUGUUCUGAUAUUCUGAGCAGAGAAAAGGCACUAACGGUUCCUCUUAGCUAUUUAAUUAUCAGAAGCAAGUAAUCUUUCCCCAGAUAAUAUUUUGCCCUAGAAGAAGCCGUGAUUUAGCUCUUUUAUUGUGCUUACUUGGUCCAAAUACAUCUGUGGGGUGUUUUGUCAUUUCUUAAUGAAUGAAUCAUAGUUAUAACCAGGGGCCAAGCUGCCCAAGAGGCUCUUCAGAGAUCAUGGAUGCUCUCUUUCUGGAAGCUGUGGCCUGAUGGAGCAGCCCCAUUCCAGGGUCCCAUCUGUCCGGAGUUGUGUAUGUCAAGUCCGGCUCAGUCUUUAUUUCCAACACUAGCCGUGGUCCUGUGCAGUCAAGCUCUCAGCUAGUGUUUAGGGCUGUCUGUCAGAAAUGGUUAUACGUGGGCAAAAGAAGAUCUGACAGCUCCUAUAUACCUUAUCUUACUGAAUUCUUAAACUUUGAACCAGUUCUUCCACUUACUGACUUGUUACCACUGCUGACUUUCUGAAAAGUUUUCCAGUUUUUGUUUUUUGUUUUUUGUUUUCCAGUAGGGGAUUAGAAUGUUUAGUCCUACUUAGUAAGAAAAAUAUUGUAUUUUUAAUCAUUCAUAGUGCUGGUAAAAAAAAAAAAAAAAAAAAAAAAAUUGGGGGGUGGCCGGGCGCAGUGGCUCACACCUGUAAUCCCAGCACUUUGGGAGGCCAAGGCGGGCGGAUCACCUCAUGCCUGUAAUCCCAGCAUUGGGAUGGGAGGCUGAGGUGGGUGGAUUGCUUGAGAAGUUCAAGACCAGCCUGGCCAACAUGGCAAAACCCCGUCUCUACUAAAAAUAGAAAACUUAGCUGGGCAUGGUGGCACACGCCUGUAAUCCCAGCUACCGGGGAGGCUGAGGCACAAGAAUUGCUUGAACUUGGGAGGCAGAGUUUGUAGUGAGCCAAGAUCACGCCACUGCAUUCCAGCCUGGCCGACAGUGUGAGACGGUCUCAGAAAAAAAAAGAAAGAAAGAAAGAAAAAGAAAAAACUUGGGGUAAUUUAUGUCCAGCUUAAGUACCUGAACAGUUUCCGGAAAUGUAUAUUUUUUUUCUGAGAGGCAAAGGAUGUAAACAGCUUCUAAGUAGCUUUAAUGUUUCUGUACAGAAAUAAGUUUAUCCCUGUAACAUUGUGGUAGAGUUUUAAUACAGUAUUUAGUUUUUUAUUGGGCUUUUUUAAAAAGUUAACUUUUAACAUAGCUGCUCAGGGAUUAAAUCAGAUUGGAAAACCCAUUCUGACUCCACAUACUGCUACAAAGAAAUACAUCGUUGUUUAUAUUGAGCUGCAGGAGAUAGUACACUUUAAACUUAAGAAAGUUAAAUGUUUCACAAUAACAUUGCAAUAUAAUCUUCAGCUACUCUCUUUCCAUUGGUAAAAUCUCUGAUGGUGUGAUAACUCUUUGCCAACCUACGAAACCCAUAUCUGGAAGAAUCACCAGCUCCCGUGAGCAGCUUCAUGUAAAUAGAUGCACUCCAAGCAGAUUGCAUGCCUCAGGUGUUUGUCUUCUAGUAAUCAUGGAGUGUGCAACACCCAGAGUAACACUACAAGGGGCAGGACUGCAAACAGCAGGUCCUGGCUAAAAACCCUUAAUGCUGCAUUGCUGCCAGUUGUAAAGAGAUGCCUGAAUGGAGGCAAGUUCUGCCCUGUGGGUGAAACUGAUGAUGUACUGUACUGUCAUAUAUAAAUCCACUAAAUCCAGCUACCAGGAACUGCCUGGAACUGUGGCCAUGCAUUUUUUUUUUUCUUUAAAGACCAGUGUGAUAGUAGGCCAUGCAUCUGAGAUACGAUAUUCCUUGGUAACUAGAGGGAGAAAAAAAAAUCAAGUAGGUUCAGGCUUAUGUUGUAUUUUGAGAGUCUGGUUUUAUUUGAACAGAAAUAACUCUACAGAAAGCUCUUGUAAAUAAUGCUCAAAUUUGCACCCGACGAUCAAAUCCAUUAAAAAUGAAUCUUGUA